GAGCCUGCGAGCGCCCGCCUGGUGGUGGUGGUGGUGCACGCAGAGAGGGAGGCGGCGCCGGGGAUCCGCCGCGGAGGAUGCGGCGGCGGCUGCGCCCGAGUGCGCGGCGCAAUUUUGGAGAGCCCUGCAAUCCGUGGCGCAAUUGCUGCUGCUGCUGCUUAGGCUAGCCGCCCCGGGGCGCAAGGCGGCUGCAGCAGGCGCCGGCUGGCAGCACCCACGACUGCACUGCACGCGACGCCUGGCGUGGGUGGGGGCCGAGGGAGAGCCGGCUUGGGGAAGGGGCUAGCCGCCGCCGCUGCGACCCGCGGGAUAUGAGAUCGCGGAGUCCCUCCUCUUCUGCCGCCUUCCACAGAAGCCGCUUCGCGCCCCCCUAAUGCCGAGAGGGAGACCGGCCCUUUGCCGAAGGGCGCCCCCGCCGCCUGCGUGCCUCGCAAGCGCCUUCCUCUUGCGAAGAGCCGCUGGGCCGGGGGCGCGCGCUCCGCUUUGGCUUGCAGCGGGACAGCGUCAACCCCCAACCUCAGGCCCCUUUUCAAACAGAGGCCAGCAGCACGUAGCGUCAGCUCGGUGCAGGGCGAGGUCUGAAACCAAGCGCCCGAAGGUCUCUGCUGGUUAAAACAGGGGAAGCAAGCAAGAGAUGUUGGGCAUCCAAGAGCCUGCUGCUGGCUUGGGCGACAUGGUGGGGAGCAGGAAGCUGAUUGCCUUGGGGGCCGUGCUGGGAUGGCUAGUGGUGGUCCACCUGCUGGUCAACAUCUGGCUGCUCUGCAUCCUCUCCGGGCUGCUGGCACUGCUGGGCGGGUGGCUGGGCUCCCAGGCGGUGAUCAGGAGCAGCAGCCGGGUCCACCUGGAGAGGUUCCUCCUCCUCGAGGGCUGCCCCCCCAGCGCUGAGGCGGAGAGCCAGCUGGACGCGGAGAUCGACAGCAUGAUCCAGAAGAUCGUCCGGGAUUUUGUCUCUUCCUGGUACCGGGCCGUCAGCAGCGAGCGGGGCUUUGAGGGCGAGGUGCAGCGAGCCAUGAAGGGGCUGGCCGCGGAGCUGAAGAGGAGGUUGGCCCAGGUGGACAAGCAGCUGCUGACCCAGAAGGUGCUGCUGCUCAGCGGGUGCCACCUGCAGACCUACAAGAAGGCCCGGGAGAGCGUGGCGGCCGGCGGGAGCCCCGGCGACGCGGCACGGAGGGCCGAGCGGCUUUGGCAAGCGUACUGCGGCUUGUGGGCCCCACACCUGGCCGUCCAGAGCCCCGCCAACGAGGCGGACUAUGCCCGGCGCAUCGUGGACUUGCUGCUGCGAACCCUGGUGCCCCAGCCGCACCUGGAGACCAGGACUGGGCGCUUUGUGGUGGUGGAGCUGGUCACCUGCAACGUCUUGCUGCCCAUGAUCAACAAGAUGGCCGACCCCGAUUGGCUCAACUUGCUCCUGGUCGGGAUCUUCUCCAAGACCGGCAGCAAAGUAUCCGGGGGGAAGGAGAAGGGGAAGGCGUUGCCACCGGUGCCGGCCCCUUCCUCAUGCCCGCCCGUGGCACCCGACUCGUUGCCGCUGCCAUUUCCGCCGGAAGCGGCUUCCGAAGGCCGGGCCCGCUCUCCGAGGGGUUCCGAGCCUUCGGUUGGCGAGACACUACUGGAUGGCCUGGAGUGCCCCCUGCUGGAGGGGAAGGAGCCUGUCAGCCGGGAGCUGAGUGCUGACAUGGACGGGAGGAGAGCCAGUACCCUAUCAGUGGCCUGCCUUCAGACAGAGACUCUGGGGUCCUUCUUCCCCUGCGAAGACUUGGAAAUGGAGUCCCCCAUGUCUGACAUAGGGAAGGAUUCUGGCUGCGUGGCCCUCCCAGAAGAAUUCCUUGCAGACUCCCUCGCGGCUCUGGAGGGCUCCGAUGGCCUGGAGCAAGAGGACGGGGUGGGAGUCCAAACCAGGUACUCGGAGGAGGAGAUCUCGGACAGCAGGCUUCGCGCCCUCAGCCCCUGCCCCGGCAUCCAGAUUGAACCCGCAGCGGAGAAGGACGAGACCUUGGCUUCCCUGGCCGCUCUUUUGGAGGCCUCGGGGAAGUCGUUCUUGAGGCGGCCGUCCUGCUUGGAGAAGGAGCUGGGGCCAUCCGAAAGCCUGGCCCACAGCCCGCAAGACCUUGUCCAGCUGCCCAGCCUGCUGUCUUCCUCCCCCACGGCCCCCAUGGGCACUUUCAGCUUUGAGCCACUCAGCAGUCCCGACGGCCCGGUGGUCAUCCAGAACCUGCGGAUUACUGGCACCAUCACCGCCCGAGAGCACAGCGGGACGGGGUUCCAUCCCUACACCUUGUACACUGUCAAGUAUGAGACAACUCUGGACAGUGAGAAUACUAGCAGCAUUCAGCAGGUGGCUUAUCACACCGUGAACCGGCGGUAUCGGGAAUUCUUGAACUUGCAGACCAGACUGGAGGAGAAGGGGGAUCUGCGCAAGUUCAUAAAAAAUAUAAAAGGACCAAAGAAGAUCUUUCCUGACCUUCCUUUUGGUAACAUGGACACAGACAAAGUAGAAGCUAGAAAAAGCCUCUUGGAGUCAUUCCUGAAGCAAUUAUGCGCCAUUCCUGAGAUUGCUAACAGUGAGGAGAUGCAGGAGUUCCUCGCCCUAAACACUGAUGCUAGGAUCGCCUUUGUCAAAAAGCCUUUUGUGGUCUCCAGGAUCGACAAGGUUGUGAUGAACGCCAUUGUGGACACGUUAAAAACAGCCUUUCCCAGGUCUGAGCCCCAGAGUCCUACGGAAGAGCUCAGUGAGGCAGAAGUGGAUGGGAAGCUGCAGAGCGAUGGGAAGAAGCCUAAUAAGUCUAGGCUGAGGUUCCCAUCUAGCAAGAUCGCUCCGGUACUGAACGUGGCCGCAGCACAAGAAAAGGUGGUGUACUCCUUGAGGGAAGGCACUACUGUCUCAGAGUUCCUGUCCCUGGCAGGGAUGGAGUCCUUCAUUCAGAAGCAGGAGAAACUGCUAGAGACAGUGCUCAAGGAAGGCCCGGAGGGCAAAGGAGAUGGUGAAUUCUUUGGACAUUCCGCAGAUCUGGAUGUGAGUCUCUCAGAGGUGUCGCACCAGCCACCGGCAGGCAGCUGCAGUUCUGCAGGAUCAGAGUCCCUCCUGGCAGACACUGCCCUGGACCUCCUCCGUCUGGUCAUGGUGGAUCACUGGAGCUGGCUUUGCGCAGAGAACAUGCAGAAGGUUCUGCACAUGCUCUUUGGGACCCUGAUCCAAAGGUGGCUGGAAGUCCAGGUGGACAACCUGACCUGUACACAGCGCUGGGUACAAUACCUACGGUUACUCCAGGAAUCCAUAUGGCCAGGUGGAGUCUUGCCUGUGGUACCCAAGCCACUCAGAACAGAGGAGCAGAAGGUGGCAGCAGAAAAGCAGGCCUUGCAGAGUCUCAUGGGGAUCCUGCCAGAGCUCAUCCUAGAAAUCCUUGGGACCAACAAAUGUCAACAGAGCUGGAGCCUCGUCCUGGAAUCCAUGCAACAUCCCAUCAUAAACAGGCAUAUGGUUUACUGCCUUGCAGACAUCCUGCUGGAGUUUCUGAUCCCCGGUUCCCAAACAGAUAAGCCCAAGAUGACCUCUGCAGCUGCUUCUGCCUGUGGCAUGGCUGAGACGAGAGCUGGCCCUUCCUCACACUAACUUAGACUGGUGACAUUACCAGUAAAGGCAUUAAUUCUUCAGCAUUGCAUUUCCCCUGGACUGAGGCAAGAACUGCUGAAAAAGCCUCACGAGACGGACUUCUUCCUGGGUUUACUGACUCCAAUACAAGUGGUCCAAAGGUGUGCACCUAUACUGUAAAAUAGUUUCCAUUCCAUAACUUCAGGGAACUGAGGUUCGUUGUUGGAAGAGACCCCUUUGUAGAGAAUAGGAUGAGGCCCCCAAUUCUGGAUCCAUGGAUUUUAUUUCCUGCCUGUCUCCGUAGGCAGUGGUUAAGCUUUUGGAGUUGGACCCUCCAAGAGUACAUGCACUUAUAUGGGCAUUCAUGACCUCUGUUUCUGUUUUUGUUUUUCUCCUUUCUUCCCUUCUCCCUACAUAACAUUGUGGUCAAGAGAAGAAAAACAAAUGUUGUUAUUUAGUAAAUAAAGCUACCUUCCCUUUA
Molecule: messenger RNA, 4070 nt
Organism: Hemicordylus capensis (graceful crag lizard)
Lineage: Eukaryota; Metazoa; Chordata; Lepidosauria; Squamata; Cordylidae
Gene: SNX19
Product: sorting nexin 19
Exons: 11
Coding region: 635-3610 (991 amino acids)
Cellular component (GO): intracellular membrane-bounded organelle; early endosome membrane
Molecular function (GO): phosphatidylinositol binding
Source: RefSeq, a predicted model, not a curated record